UUUCCCUUCCGAGGCUCCUCGGGCGGGUGGUAGCGGGUCGGGUCCCCCUCGGCCGGUCCUCGGACCGCAAGGCCUGCGGCUCCGGUGGGCACCGGCCGCCCGCCGGGCCUCUGGAUCCAUCCGAGGGGCACAUCCUCGAAAGCUUGGGGCUCGACGCCCCGGGGCGGGUGUGGCAGCUGCAGGCCCGUCUCCUAGAUACAUUCCUCGAGGGCAGGACGGUUUCUCCAGGGCCUGGCACGUGAUCCUUGAAGACAGGGCGUUUGACAGUCUGCCUCAUGGUGUGUGUACUGGGACAGAACAAAUGCUUGCAUACAGAAUACGGCCUCUGUUCAAGGCCAAGAGCUUACGAUUCUGUGUCAGCUGAAGAUAGUCUCUCGAGAAGGUUCAGAUCCCUGUCUGCUGGACGGCAGAACCAGCAGAAGCUCUGAGAUCACAUCUCGUUGGCUCUGAGUGGAUCAUGUGCCCCAAGCCGCUCUAAGACAGCCCUGGUUCCCGAGGCCUGGUGCCCUUGUGCAGGGCUCGACCUCCACAGCUGGACAAAGCACGUGCCGGUCCCUAAACCAGCCACUGAGGCCGGGAUAGGUAGUCCUAGAGGCCCCCCAGUGACCCUCAGACCGGCAGAAUGCAUGACUGGCACAGGAUCUUUGACCAAAACCUGCUGGUCCCUCCCCACACGCAGAGAGCACGCCAGCCUCUAAAGGAAUCGAUGGCAUUUCAGUGUGUCCUGAAGUGCCUUGAUGGCCCGCUAAUUAAGCAGGGUGUGCUGGAGGUGCUGUCAGAGGUGGGCUGCCACCUGCGAGUGUCCCUCUUUGACGUGACCUACCGACACUUCUUCGGGAGGACGUGGAAGAGCUCGGCGAGGCCCCUGGAGCCGCUCUGCAGGCAGCCACGCAGGAUCGUCUUCAGUGAGCCCUUCUAUUUUCACACGUCUUUGAACCACCCUAAUAUCGUGGCCGUGGUGGAAGUGGUGACUGAAGGCAGGAGACGGGACGGGACCCUCCAGACUUUGUCCUGUGGGUUUGGAAUCCUUCGGAUCUUCAGCAACAACCCGGAAUCUCCUACCUCUGCCCCCCAGGACAAACGGUUGAGACUGUAUCACGGCAGCCCCCGAGCCCUCCUGCACCCGCUCCUCCAGGACCCCAUAGAACAAAACAAGCACAUGACCCUCAUUGAGAACUGCAGCCUGCAGUACACGCUGAAGCCACACCCGCUCCUGGAGCCCGUGUUCCACCUUCUUCCCGAGAACCUUCUGGUGUCUGGUCUGCAGCAGAUCCCUGGUCUCCUUCCAGCUCAUGGAGAAUCGGGGGACACCCUCCGGAAGCCUCGCCUUCAGAAAUCUCUCACGUGGUACCUGGACGAUUUGUUCUUCACGAUGUAUCCCUCCCUGGAGAAGUUUGAGGAGGAGCUUCUGGAACUUGUGAUCAGCGAUCAUUACCGGGAGGCGGGCAGCCUGCUGGACAGCGGUGCCCUGGAGAUCUUGGAGCGGCGCCUGUGCGUGGGCGUGCACAACGGGCUGGGCUUCGUGCAGAGGCCACAGGUGGUGGUGCUGGUGCCUGAGCUGGAGGUGGCCUUGACGCGCUCUGCCAGCUUCAGCCGGAAAGUUGGCGCCUCUUCGAAGGCCAGAUCUGGAAACCACACUCUGGUCUUGAGAAGCCGCCUCCAGCUCCCUGAGAUGGUCUGUCACCCCGCGUUCACCAUCGUCUUUCAGCUGGAGUACGUGUUUAGCAGCCCUUCGGGAGCGGACGGCAACGCAGCUUCGGUCACCUCCUUGUCGAACCUGGCGUGUAUGCACAUGGUGCGCUGGGCUGUCUGGAACCCCGUGCUGGAAGCCAGCUCCGGGCGGGUGACGUUACCUCUACAGGGUGGGAUCCAGCCCAACCCUUCGCAUUGUCUGGUCUAUAAGGUACCCCCAGCCAGCAUGAGCUCCGAAGAGGUGAAGCAGGUGGAGUCGGGGACAGUCCAGUUCCAGUACUCACUGAGCCCUGAAGGACACCCGGACACGCCCGUGGAGCACGCCAUUCGCCCCAAGGCAGAGCAGCGGCCUUCCAGGAAGCCACCCACCUCCCCUUCAGGCCUGCCAGCACCACCGCCCCGGGGGCUCACCACCCUGCAGGACUCGCCAGCGGGACCAGGGCUGUCGCUUUCCCAGCUGGCGGCUUCCCCACAGUACCCAGCUCAGCACCGCUCGGCCGAAGCCUCCUCAAAGCCACCGGGGAGCCCUGUGCUCUCCCUGGCCCCGGGGGAGUUCCCCUUGGAGGGCAGGAUCUCCCACCUGGAAGCUGACCUGAGCCAAACGGCCUUGGUCCCGGGCACGUCCACUGCUGAGCAGUUGCAGGAGCUGCCUUUCACACCUGUGCACGCCCCGAUCAUCGUGGGAGCCUGGACCAGGAGCUCUGGAGGGAAGCCGUCACGAGCCUCCCUAGCGCUGCUGCGGUCUGCCGGCUUUCCCGAGAUUCUGGACGCCCAUAAACAACCAGCCGAGGCCGUGGAUCCUACAGAUCCCGUGAAGUUCAACCCUCAGAAGGAAGAAUCAGACUGUCUGCAAAGCAACGAGAUAGUGCUACAGUUUCUUGCCUUUAGCAGGGUGUCCCAGGACGACCAGGCAGCGCCGUGGCCACAGACUGUGUAUUUCACCUUCCAGUUCUACCGCUUCCCCCCCGAGACGACGCCGCGGCUGCAGCUGGUGGAGCUGGACGAGGCCGGGAAGAGCAGCUCGGCCUCCCUGCCCCACCUCCUCGUGCCGAUUCACAGGGACGGCUCCUUUGAUGCGGGGUCUCCGGGCUUUCAGCUGAAGUACCUGGUGGACCCUGGAUUCCUGAGACCCGGGGAGCAGCGCUGGUUCGCCCGCUACCUGGCCAUGCAGACCCUGCAGAUCGACAUCUGGGACGGAGACUCCCUGCUUCUCGUCGGAUCCGCCGCCGUUCAGAUGAAGCACCUCCUCCGCCAAGGGCGCCCAGCCGUUCAGGUCUCACAUGAGCUUGAGGUCGUGGCGACAGAGCACGAACAGGGCACCAUGGUGGUGAGUGGAGACGUGACCAGGUUUGGCUGCGUCAAGCCCAUCAACGUCCACACGGUGGUGAAGGGCCGGCUGCACCUGACCUUGGCCAACGUGGGUCACUUGUGUGAACGGAGAGUGGGGAGUCCCAGCUCACUGCCACCUUCCAGGUCACGGGUCAUCUCGAAUGAUGGAGCCAGCGGCUUCCCGGGAGGUGGCCUUCUCACGCCCGGAGCUCCCAGACCAGUGAAAAAUGUGGUCCAAGCGCAGAAGCUGGCCGACGUGGACAGUGAGCUGGCCGCCCUGCUCUUCACGCCCCCGUGGCAGGGGACCCGGCGGGCCCAGGGCGCCGGCCGUGAGGGGGACGCCGUGCGCAGGCGCAAGUUGGAGCGCAUGAGGGUGGUGCGCCUGCGGGAGCGCGGAGCGGAGCCUGGGCGCUGCGGGCUGGGCGCGCUGGCCCAGCAGAGCAUCCGUGCCCGGCAUGCUCGGGACCUGCAGCUCAUCGCCGCCUACCGGGAGCGCACCAAGGCCGAGAGCAUCGCCAGCGCGCUGAGCAUGGCCGUCACCACGCGGCACACCAUCCGUGCCAUGCUGGGCACUGCCGAGUUCUUCGAAUUUGCUCUCAGGAACCCCGACAACACGCAGCACACCGUGACCAUCGCGAUCGACAGCGCUGAGCUCAGCCUCAUCCUGGACGGUCGGGAGUGGCGGUACUUCAAAGACCUGGUCGGCCUGCACACGCCCCUGGAAGAGGACAUGUUCCACCCGCGGGGCAGCCCGGCCCCCCAGCUCUUCCUGCGCCCCCGGGAGACGGUCCACAUCCCCUUCAAGUUCCAGACCUUCUCUGCGGGUCCGCGGGCCUCGGCGCAGGCCUCUGCUGAGCUGAGACUCGAGAAGGACACGGACGCUGGGUCACCUCGUAAGUCCAGCACGAUGCCCACCAGACACGCCAAGGUUCUGUUCCGCUCAGGCAACGGCACACCUCUCGCCGUGCUCUGCCUGACCGUGGAGCUGCAGCCCCACGUGGUGGACCAGGUCUUCCGCUUCUACCACCCGGAGCUCACCUUCCUGAAGAAGGCCAUCCGCCUGCUGCCCUGGCACACGCUUCCAGGUGCUCCCGUGGGGAUGCCUGGUGAGAACCCCCCGGUCUACGUACGCUGUAGUGACCCGAAUGUCAUUUGCGAGACCCAGAACAUGGGCCCCGGGGAGCCACGAGAUGUGUUCCUGAAGGUGGCCAGUGGUCCCAGCCCGGAGAUCAAAGACUUCUUUGUCACCAUUUACGCCCUCCUCCGGGCUCCUCCCCCACGGUUGGUGUACUGCCCUCGCCUGACCGUGAGUGGCUUCUGCCCGCUCAGGGACCGCUGGCUGGCGACGCCCGUCCAGACCUGGCAGGUCCACCUCCACUCCCUGCAGCGCGUGGACGUCUCCUGCGUCACAGGCCAGCGGACCCGCCUGGCCCUUGUCCUUCGGGGGAUGCAGACAGUUAGGAAAGUGAAGGCUUUCAGCUCCCACCCCCAGGAGCUGACGACGGACCCCAAAGGCGUCUUCGUGCUGACCCCUCACGGGGUGCAGGACCUGCACGUGGGCGUGAGGCCCCGCAGGGCGGGCAGCCGCUUCGUGCACCUCAACCUGGUCGAUGUGGAUGCCCACCAGCUGGUGGCCUCGUGGCUCGUGUGCCUCUCCUGCCGCCCACCCCUCAUCUCCAAGGCCUUUGAGAUCACACUGCCUGCCGGGGGCGGGAAGGGUGCCAACAAGCGCAUCACCUACACCAACCCCUACCCCUCCCCGAGGGCCUACUGCCUGCACAGCGACCACCCACGCCUGCUGCAGUUCAAGGAGAACGCCUUCCAGGUCGGGGGAGGUGAGACCUACACCAUCGGCCUGCGGUUUGCGUCCCGUCAGAAGGCCGGGGAGGAGGAGAUUCUGAUUUACAUCAAUGACCACGAAGACAAAAACGAGGAGACGUUUUGCGUGAAGGUCAUCUACCAAUAAAGGAGCGGCGGGGGCCGUCCUGCUGCUGUUCGGGGUCAGGCUCCUGUCCCGGAGCUCGGCACCAUGGACUUGGCCGAGGCGGGGGGUCGCCGUGCCCCAGGCCGUUUGCGGUGCUCCCACCCAGUCAGGCUGCUGCCAGUACCAACUGCGUAGCAGCCCCACGGGAGUCCUGACCGUGAACGUGCGCACCCGGUGUACCCGGGGCCCGUUUCUCUCUGCGGCACACGGGGGAUUGUCACCGUCUGUGACGUUAGGAUUUACUGUCAGCAAAAUGUAUUUUCUGAAUCAUUUAAAAUGAUAAAAUUAUGUUUUUAAACUGAGUUUUAUACAAACACUGUAUUAUUUGCCAUGUAAUGUUUUUUAUGCUGGUAU
Molecule: messenger RNA, 5359 nt
Organism: Mesoplodon densirostris (Blainville's beaked whale)
Lineage: Eukaryota; Metazoa; Chordata; Mammalia; Artiodactyla; Ziphiidae
Gene: NPHP4
Product: nephrocystin 4
Exons: 34
Coding region: 623-4987 (1454 amino acids)
Biological process (GO): negative regulation of canonical Wnt signaling pathway; protein localization to ciliary transition zone
Cellular component (GO): ciliary base; ciliary basal body; non-motile cilium
Source: RefSeq, a predicted model, not a curated record